AGGAUGGUACUGAUAAAGAACUCCCACUGACCAAAAAAAGGUCAUUGGCCGUACAAAGCACUUCUGGAAGCAAAGCCAAUGUAUGCUUCUACUGUGAGCAGUUCAAGGUUGAUCUGUGGGAGCACAGGAAGAGGUGCCAGUCAAAAAAAGAUCUCAACAGUGGGUCUGCAAGGGGCAGUGGAGUGAAGAAGGGAAGACUCCUGCUGCCAGUCAAAACUUCCCACAAAAAGCUUUGGGAGAAAAUUUUAUGUCGAAUGAAUGACGAUGAAGUUAAGGCAAAAGUUGAGGGUGAUCGCCUGAUUAUCGAAUUGGGGAACCGUCUGUAUGACAGACAUGGUCAUGAUGUCCACCAGCAUUCAUAUAUCUCCCAAAAGAUGCGAGAACUUGGCAGACUUCUCGUAGUAACAUCAAAGAUGGAGAAGCCAUUAUAUUCCAUUCUGGCCUGUCUAAUGCCAACGAACUGGGACACUCUUAUUGAAGGAGUGAGAGGGACCGCCAAAUAUGAGGAGGUCACCAAUGAGUAUUCUACCCCAUCAUUGGCCCUCAAAAUUGGACACAGUCUGAGGAAAUGUGCUGAAAUUCUUCAACUUCAGUCUGUGAAGUCACAAAAUGAUGAUAAAGAAGAAAUGAAGAAGAUCGCUGAUGAUUUCAUUCUUCUCUACAACAAUGACUGGAACCACAAAAUUUCCUUGAGGGCUUUGUGUUCCUUGGAUAAACAGAGGUACAAUAACCCCAAGCUGUUGCCACUCAUGGCCGAUGUAAUAAAACUAGAAAGGCACUUGAGAAAAUUUACAGCAGCCUCUACUGCAAGUUUGAAGAAUGAGACAGACAUCCUUCAUUCGUAUACCAGCUUGGCCAAGGGCACCCUCACCCAACUGAUUUUGUUUAACCGGCGCAGGGCCGGAGAAACAGAGAGAGUGAAGGUUGAGGAAUUGGACAAGGCCCUGAAGUCACAACAUGAGUUGGGUGAAGAGGACAUGGCAAAAGUCCUCACCAAAUUUGAGAUGCACUUAGUGCAUACUCAUAUUAGGAUUGAGACCAGGGGGAAGAGGGGAAGGAAGGUGCCGAUCCUCAUUCCAAGGCAUAUUGUGGAGAACGUGAAGUGCCUGAGAGAGAAGAGGGAAGAAGCUGGUGUUUCUGGAUGCUUUCUCUUUGGUAGAAGAGGUGCUGCUAUUCAUCCAUAUGGAGGAUCAGCAUGUCUCCGGGAGUUUGCCAAGGACUGUGGGGCAGAGCAUCCUGAUCGACUAACCUCCACAAGGCUUCGGCAGCAGUUAGCCACCAUGUGCCAGGUCCUCAAUCUGUCGGAGGAAAACCAGGACCAGCUGGCCACAUUCAUGGGCCAUAACUUAAUUGUCCACCGCCAGUUUUACCGCCUGACAGAAAACAUUUUGCAGGCAGCAAAGGUUUCAAAGAUUCUUCACCUGAUGAAUACGGACCGCUUGGCCGAUUUCAAAGGGAAGAACUAUGACGAGAUAACAUUUGAUGAGGAGGAAGCCCUUGAAGAUGAACCUUCCGAUGAGGAAGAUAACACACUGGACGAAACCUCAGCACAGCCAAGUACAAGCAGUGGCUCACCAGGAGUGGGACAAACGAGUAGGAACACAG
Messenger RNA from Priapulus caudatus, 1605 nucleotides. RefSeq lists its product as uncharacterized. Gene Ontology annotation, biological process: DNA integration; DNA recombination. The record is from RefSeq and is a predicted model, not a curated record. The transcript has 4 exons. Gene Ontology annotation, molecular function: DNA binding. The annotation marks the transcript as partial. NCBI's taxonomy places the organism in Eukaryota, Metazoa, Priapulida, Priapulimorpha, Priapulimorphida, Priapulidae.